Messenger RNA from Syngnathus typhle (broad-nosed pipefish), 4705 nucleotides. It is a transcript of the gene mtss1, whose product is annotated as MTSS I-BAR domain containing 1. Bases 645 to 2885 code for a protein of 746 amino acids. Gene Ontology annotation, cellular component: cytoplasmic side of plasma membrane; actin cytoskeleton. The record is from RefSeq and is a predicted model, not a curated record. Gene Ontology annotation, biological process: plasma membrane organization; cell projection assembly. NCBI's taxonomy places the organism in Eukaryota, Metazoa, Chordata, Actinopteri, Syngnathiformes, Syngnathidae. Gene Ontology annotation, molecular function: phospholipid binding; actin binding. The transcript is spliced from 14 exons.
CGCAUGCACGUUACACGAUCUUACACGGACGCGCGCUCCACUCUCACUAAAGAGCUAAGGAGGUGGGAGGACUCCCUGUCCGUUGGACGAGUGGAAGAAAAAAAAAAACGGCGUCUGAAACUCGUCACAAGGCAACGUCGACGCACCGCUGGGGAAUAAUGACACUUAAUUAUUGAUUUCCCAAAAAGAAAUAAAAGAAUUAAAAGAAGAAGAAGGGGAAGGAGGACAGGAGAACGACGCAGAGGCGAAGAAUCGGAGCGGUGCCAUGUCGCCACUCGUAGUUACAGGUUGCUAGCGCAGUUAGCCACCUAGCCGCGGUUAGCUAGCCCUCCGUAAGCGACCAACUUUUCAGCGUUUCCCAAGCAAGCUCAGUCCGGCAAAAUGUGCUAUUUCCCGGGAUGUUUAUCCGCUUGGCCGGGGGCUAGCAUCGGCUGAGUGUCUCAUCUCCCUCCUCGUGUUUUUUUCCCCCUGCUGCACUUUUAGGGGCGGUUUGACGAAAAGUGGACUUUGCCCCACGGCUGGUGUAGUGUUAACCCCUUCCAAAGGCCCCCAUUGAUUCUACCAUUGGGAGUAUUCGAAAACUGUUUUUCUAAAGAAGACAAAGUUGGAUUCACGUUCCCCUUUUUUUUUUGCCCGUGUGGAAAAUGGAUGCGGGCAUAGAGAAGGAAUGCAGCGCCUUGGGAGGUCUCUUCCAGCUCAUCAUGAACGACAUGAAGGCCAGCUAUCCCACGUGGGAGGACUUUGCCAGCAAGGGAGUCAAACUUCAGUCGCAGCUCAGGACCACCAUCCUGGUGACGGGUGCCUUCCUGGAUGCUUUUCAGAAGGUUGCGGACAUGGCGAUGGGCUCCAGAGGUGCCACCAAGGAGAUCGGCUCGGCGCUAACCAGGAUGUGUAUGAGACACCGCAGCAUUGAAUCCAAACUCAAGCUUUUCACCACAGCACUGUCAGAAAGUCUCAUCACACCGUUGGAGUUGAAGAUGGACGAGUGGAAGAAAGUGGCCACUCAGCUGGACAAAGAUCACGGCAAAGAGUAUAAAAAGGCGAGGGCAGAUAUUAAGAAAAAGUCAUCGGAUACUGUCAAACUGCAGAAGAAGGUCAAAAAAGGCAAGGAUGCUGUGCGCGGGCAGCUGGACAGCGCACUGCAGGACGUCAACGUGCGCUACGCCGUCCUGGAGGAGACUGAGAAGAGGGCCGUGUGCCGGGCGCUCAUUGAGGAGCGGGCGCGCUACUGCACCUUUGUCACCAUGCUGAAGCCAGUGCUGGACCACGAGAUCAACGUGCUGGGUGAGGUGACCCACCUGCAGACCAUCCUGGACGAUCUCACCCUACUGACAGCCGAGCCCAACAAACUGCCACCGGCCAGCGAACAGGUGAUUUUGGACCUUAAAGGUUCUGACUUCAGCUAUACCUACCAGACACCGCCGGCCUCUCCCAGCAACACGCUGUCCAGGAAGAGCAGCGUCAGCAGCUACCAGUCUGGGUCGGUGCGGCACGUCCCUUCCUUGGACUCUAUCAGCUGUGCUGUGGACGGCGUGCACAUCCAGGAUGCAGUGGGCUCCACCAAUCAGCUGGCUUCUGCCGGCCUGAGUGGCGAGAACGGCCUCCUGGCGCCUCCUCACAGCGAGAGGGCCCGCGCUAUGUCUACGUCUGGCCAGUCGUGUUCUGCCCGGGAUCAGCUGGCCCUGACUCUGGGUGCCUUGACGGCGGAUGCACCGCGUAGCAGCCGUGACUCACUGCACUGCUCCAGCGGCUACAGCACGCAGACCACCACGCCGUCCUGCUCCGAGGACACUAUUCACACGCACGCUGUAAAGAGAGAGCCUCCCCUCUAUGUUGACUACGAGUCAAUUUCCCUGCACGGGGACAGCGACUCCAUCUCCCUGCACCACCUGUCGCACGGCGGCAGCGGGGGCGGCGCCGCCCAGUCAGACUUCGACAAGUCCUCCACCAUCCCCAGGAACUCUGACUUGGGCCUACAGUACCGGAAGUUUGCCCAGUCCAAACGUCCCGCCUCCACCGUCAGCCUGCUGGCCGAGACGGAGCUGACGGGCGGCUCGCACACGGCCACCAUCCGGCGCAAGCCGUCUACCAAGCCCGCGUACCGACGGGGCACCAUCAGCGGCGGCGUGCCCAUCCCCAUCUGCACGCCGCAGGUCCCGGCGGGGGCGACGACCCGGGGCAGCGACGAGAAUGUGUUCUCCGCGACCUCAGGAGGAGGUUUCGGUUACAAUAAACUCUUCGCUUCCACGCAGAGCCUCAGCGCUCUGCCGCUGUCCUCCACCUCAUCAUCCUCGUAUUCGCCAUACUAUCAGCUGGUGCCUGGUCAGAUGCCCAUCCCGGUGCCGGUGCUCACCGUUCCGCCAGAAGGUGCCGUUGCCAAGCAGCAGCAUCUGCAACAGCUCAACCAUCAGGCGCAAAUGCAGCAGCAGCAGCAGCAGCAUCUGCAACAGCUCAACCACCAGGCGCAAAUGCAGCAGCAGCAGCAGCAUCUGCAACAGCUCAACCACCAGGCGCAAAUGCAGCAGUUUCACUACGAGCAACAGUUUCAGAAACAGAACCGGCCCCAGAUCAACAGUCAGGUUCAGUUCCAGGCCCGAGUCCAGUUUCAAAACCAGCAGCACAGACAGAAGCUCUUCCAGCAGCAGAAGCCCCAGCUUCAGGCCUCCCAUGCCCAGCGAGAGGACUCCAUCCCAGGCUACUUGACUCAGGAGCAGAACUCACUGCUCUCCAGCCGGGACCAGGACCUGGACCAAGAUCUGGACGUCCCGAUGCAAGCGAGGGGGGACAUGGACAUGCUGAAGCUGAUCAAGGGUGUGAAGCUCAAAAGGACCCUGACCAACGACCGCUCGGCCCCCCUGCUUCCCCCGCCCGUCAAUCACAAUUGAGACGUUGCUUGCCUGAUUUGGGCCUAUUUUCUUUCUGCCUUUUGUUUCACUUGACGGUUCUCCUUUUUGACCAGGACAUGGAAAUCUUGUUAGUUAGUCGGCUGGCAAAGUCACAGCAAAUUUCUCGAACGUUAUCUGUAAAUGUCCACAAGGAGUGAAGCUUUGGCAUUCAGCUCCCCAAUUUCACAUGCGAGGGCAGUACCUAAUUUUCGUUUGUCGAUGUUAAGAGUUGGUCACUCUUAUUUUGGCUUGCACAAUGCAAAAAAAAAAAGCUUUAAGUUCUUUUUUAAGAGCCAACUUAUUUUUUUUUUAAAUCUUUAACAGUCAUUUACUUGAACCCUGUGAAUUCAUAUGGAAAGUUCAACUUGGAAAAAAAAUCCUGGAAUUUUGGAGUCUAUUAGUUAGUGAGGGGUCACUUCCUGCUUGCAAGAAUUCUGGCUGUCUGACCUGGGUGCGCUUGAUGCGCUUCUCCCAAUUGGCUCAGCUUUCUUUAGAUAACCGCCAUGAAUGACACUUGGGCCUACUUUAGUCGCUUGUAUUUUCAAAUCCAUUUUCUUUUAUUUUUCAAUGCUGAUCUUUCCAACAGUAAUUCAAUGUUGACUGAACAUGAGGACUGCGAAUAAGUUGGAGGAGAAGGAGCUGAGUCAGCGGAACAGAAUCCUCCCAGUUGAGCUGUAGUGCUUAAUUUUUGAAGUGUAGUUUUAUUCUUUGUGGACUUUCAUAGCGGGGCUAUGAGGAGGAAAGCUCAAAAUGUUCCCGUUGCUUUACUCUUUUUGGCCGCAUGAUGGUGCUCUUUGCUUUUGGGAUCGAGUUCAGGGUUAGAGAAGCUUUUAUUCAGUCCAUGCAACAAUUCUAUGAAAAAAAAAAAGUUCCUUUGAGGUGUUUUAGAAUACUCGUUGUUUUUAAUUUAGUAUAAGAAAGUCAAAAUGGUAAAAAAAAAAGAUUUUUUUGUGUGCCUCUUAUAUGCUGUGCAGGUUUGGCGAAUUGACUUUUAGUCUUUGUUGGACGUUCAAGUUUUGAUUUCUGCUCUGGCCGGUGGUCGCCACGGUUACAGCUCAAAUGGCUUUCGCUUGUUCUGUCUGGGUGUACAUAUUCUUUUAGAAAUAUCUGUACAUGCAUAUUGUAUUUUUCUGCAUCGGCUCCGUCAGGUAUGAUGGCGACGUGCUAUUUUUGUAGAAGAUCCUUAAAAUGUCCUAGCAAGGGCACCAACUAAUAGAAUGUACUUUUUUGGUUAUCUUUUUUUUUUUCCUUCCUCUCUAGUGCCGUCACGCUCCUCGCGUGUCAUCACAUCAUAAUUAUAUUGAGAGUGCUCAUCCAAAAAAAUACUGCUGUCUUUUUUUCAUCCUCACUUGUCCGUGUAUUUGUGUGCAGCGGAGAUGUGCUUCAUAAAUCACGUAAAUCGUUAAAUGCUAGAGAUGAAUAGUAAAAUAAUUGAGGCACAAUGGAGGUCGCCGCUUGUGUUUGCUGUCCAAAGAAAUCCAAUAUGAUGUCAGAGGAUCAAUGGAGGGCCGUUGCUGAAGAAAGAGGAGUUAAGAACUUUCAUUGUUGAGGCUUGAUUUGGAAAAAGGUGUCCAUUCUUGUUCACUUUAUUUUUUAUAAGUGCAUAGCAAACAUGAUUAAAAGCUAGAAAAUGCUACUUGUUACAAGUAUACGUCUAAUUUUUGGAAUGAUGAAACACCCGUGUGUUUUUGAAUUGAAAUUGAAAACAAAGGCCUCAAUAUUGUAAUUAGGUUGUGUAUUGAAUUAUUUCUGGAGGUUUUGGUUGAUGAUUAAACAUGGAGCGGGUCACGCUGCCCCAUGAAUAUUUGAAACAAACACAA